AGUCGAAGUCGAACGAAAGUACACAACGAACGUUAUUUUAUUCUGAAGAAACAACAGCUUUUUUGUGCAGUUAUAAGAACAAGUUAUUAUCAGGAUAAACUAUAUAGAUUAAAUACGAAUUAAGCAUGAGUAACAUGCUCAAAAUCGGUUUUCUCGGCGGUGGAAAAAUGGCACAAGCGAUGGCCAAAGGAUUCAUUUCGGCGGGUUUAACAAAAUGUGAAAACAUGACCGCAAGUUUCCAUCCAUCCGAUUUGCCAAACAUUGAGGCUUUCAAAUCGUUUGGGGCUCAGACUUUUACAGAAAACGUUCCUGUUGUGAAGCGCUCAGACGUGAUAUUUGUAUCGGUGAAACCAACAGUAGUUCCAACUGUAUUGGAAAAUGUGCGAUCUGUAAGUGAUGGAAAACUCUUCAUUUCUAUCGCUAUGGGAGUAACUUUGGCAGAUUUGGAGCAGUCGCUUUCGUCAAAUGCUCGUGUAAUUAGAGUGAUGCCAAACACCCCUGCACUGGUUCGCAGUGGAGCUUCCGUAUAUGUUCGAGGUAAGACAGCUACGCCAGAUGAUUGUUCUGUAACGCAAAAGCUUUUCGAGGCUAUCGGUACUUGUGAAGAAGUUGCGGAAAGUAUGAUGGAUCCCGUGACAGCACUUUCCGGUAGCGGACCGGCAUACAUUUUUGUGCUGAUAGAAUCAUUAGCCGAUGGAGGCGUAAGAAUGGGUCUACCAAGGGAUUUGGCUUAUCGCUUAGCAGCGCAGACUGUUCUUGGCGCUGGUCAACUGGUUCGUGAUACUGGUCGUCAUCCUGGACAAUUGAAAGAUGAUGUAACGAGCCCAGCCGGAUCAACUGCUGCAGGAUUGGCGUUUCUGGAGCAAAAUGCAUUCCGACAUGCCGUUGCUGGAGCAGUAGAAGCAGCGACACUUCGAUGUCGCGAGGUUUCGGGCAAUAAAUAAAAUCUAUAGCAUUCUUUCCCUUCGUCAAUGUCAACUCAUUCUCAAAAGCAUGCGAUGUUUGGGAAUCUUUUGUAGAUAGUUAUAGACUUAUAAAUAAUAUUGAACAUUACUAUAAACAAUAAAAACGCCACCAUUGACUGUGAGAAUCACUACAGAAGAAAAAUGGAUCGUUCAGUAGGAUUUAAGACUUCCUGACGAGAUGUUGAUGUCAUCGUUCUGUCGAAGCCUUGUGAGGCGUGAACAUUUAAAACGAAUGCAUACCUUGACAUGAGUGGUAAGCUAGGUUCUAUGUUCUUACCAAUAAUCUACGCGAAAGGCUGACAGUAAGUUCAUAAUAUGAAUACGUAUUAUGCUUCCUUUCACAUUCUCCCCUUCUCCUUAAGAAAGCGAAGGAAUUAUAAGUUUUCAUCGUCACAUUCUUUCUCAGCACUGUAUGUUUCCCCCUUUGGUCGUGAGCCAGUUUCUUGCUUAUUAAGACGCUAAUAGUGCAUCACUGACAUUUGUUAACUAUGUGACUG
Molecule: messenger RNA, 1462 nt
Organism: Aedes aegypti (yellow fever mosquito)
Lineage: Eukaryota; Metazoa; Arthropoda; Insecta; Diptera; Culicidae
Gene: P5cr-2
Product: pyrroline-5-carboxylate reductase
Exons: 4
Coding region: 126-944 (272 amino acids)
Biological process (GO): L-proline biosynthetic process
Molecular function (GO): pyrroline-5-carboxylate reductase activity
Source: RefSeq, a predicted model, not a curated record